AUGGCAAGAAACGAUAACAACCAAAACCGAGAUGAGGCUCUUUUGGAAUCCAUCCAAACACAAAACCAACAAAACCAGCAACGGUUUGAGAGGAUUGAACGUGUUUUGCUGGAGAUCCAAAGGUCCAUAACCAACGUCCGUGUGGAAGACAAUAGAGACCAUAAUGAGGCCCAACGGGAUCAAACUCACCCCAGAGGAGAGAGGAGGUUUAGACAACCACCAAUAGGCAACGCUGGAGACGUUUCCUCCAGUGACGAUGAACUUGAGAAUGUAGAGAUACCCGAGAAUCAACAAGUGAAGUUGGUGGCCUAUAAAUUACGUGGUGGCGCAUCCGCUUGGUGGGAACAAACUCAAAAUAACCGAAGACGACAAGGCAAGCAACCUGUCCGUGUGUGGCACAAGAUGAAGAGGCUAAUGAGAGCUCGAUUUCUUCCCCCAGAUUAUGAGCAGCUUCUGUAUCAACAAUACCAAAACUGCAGACAAGGCAUAAGGUCUAUUAAUGAAUACACUGAAGAGUUCUAUCGGCUAAACUCUAGGAACAAUCUCUCGGAAACAGAAGGGCAACAAGUAGCCAGGUAUAUUGGAGGAUUACGCAUCACCAUACAAGACAAAGUGACAUUACACACCGUUUGGACUCUCUCGGAAGCAGUCAAUUUGGCAAUGAAGAUUGAAUUACAACUCUCCCGACCACCCACCAGGACACCAAGCUUCUCCCCAACAAGCAAAGGGACUGAACCACCAACUCGGCCGAGUCUACCUCAUGCACCUUCCUCCAGUCAUGAUCCAAAGACGCAAGGCAAUUACCAAGCCCCUAAGCUCAACACCACCACGACAGGGAAUAGGGGGAGCACUGGAAAUAAUCCUUACAGAAGGCCGAUCACCGGUAAGUGUUUUCGUUGCAACCAACCGGGACAUCGCUCCAAAGAAUGCCCCAAUCGAAGAUCCGUUAACAUGGUAGAUGGCAAGGAGUCGACUAAAGAGGAUGAAGAGGAGUCAGAGGAGGAAAGCGAGUUAGUUGAAGGUGACGAGGGUGACUUAGUGAACUGCAUCAUACAGCGGCUCCUUCUGACACCGAAACAUGAGGAUCACUCCCAGAGGCAUGUUAUUUUCAAGACUCGCUGCACCAUUAAUCAGAAGGUUUGCAACUUGAUUAUUGAUAGCGGGAGUUGUGAAAACAUUGUAUCAAGGGCACUGGUUGCUACGUUGAAGCUGCCCACGGAGCAACAUUCCAAACCUUAUAAGAUCAGUUGGAUAAAAAAAGGGGCCGAGACUAAGGUAACUGCCACUUGCCGAAUCCCGUUUUCAAUUGGUAAAAUUUACAAUGAUGUAGUGGACUGCGAUGUGGUGGAAAUGGACGCCUGUCACGUACUGCUAGGAAGGCCAUGGCAGUUUGAUGUGGAUGCCACAUAUAGGGGGCGCGACAACACGUAUACGUUCUGGCGGCACGAACGAAAGGUGACACUACUGCCCGCAGCAGAACAGAGGAAUACACGUCUGAAUUGUCACCAGCCGUGCAGACUUUGCUAG
Molecule: messenger RNA, 1527 nt
Organism: Juglans regia (Persian walnut)
Lineage: Eukaryota; Viridiplantae; Streptophyta; Magnoliopsida; Fagales; Juglandaceae
Exons: 2
Coding region: 1-1527 (508 amino acids)
Molecular function (GO): zinc ion binding; nucleic acid binding
Source: RefSeq, a predicted model, not a curated record